Prinia subflava (tawny-flanked prinia) is the source of this 3373-nucleotide messenger RNA. Its product is annotated as polymeric immunoglobulin receptor-like. The record is from RefSeq and is a predicted model, not a curated record. The transcript is spliced from 8 exons. Gene Ontology annotation, cellular component: cell surface. NCBI's taxonomy places the organism in Eukaryota, Metazoa, Chordata, Aves, Passeriformes, Cisticolidae. Bases 382 to 1806 code for a protein of 474 amino acids. Gene Ontology annotation, molecular function: signaling receptor activity.
GCUACAGGGAAGUUUGUGAGACACCAAAACCUGGGACAUUUCUCUCCCACCAGCCAGGGAGGAAGAGGAGCCAGGUGGGUCGACCUCACCACAGGCUGGGGGGACAGGAGGGUGACAAAACAAAUGCCACCAGCCAAGCGAGAGCAGCAACGGCUUUUGUCACCAGGGACAGGCCGUGCUCUGAGCUCAUCCACUUCCCCAAAAUCACUCUGAGAUUAUCUUCAUAUUAAUGUUGUAACAAAACGUGGGGAGGUGUUUCCGCUUGAGGCAAGAACUCAGCACUUCCCCCAGCUGUGUCACUGCCAGGCAGGCAGGAGGGGUCACAGGGGACCUGCAGUGGCACAGGACACACCGGGCGAUGCCCCUCACCCGGGCCUGAGGAUGGCCAUGGAGCUGAGAGCCCUGCUCCUGCUGCCACUCUGCUUCCCAGGUCUCCACAGCCAAACCCCUGAAGUGCAGAGACGACGGGAAGGGGACACUCUGUCUGUCAAGUGUCCUUACACACAGACUGAAGUUGGGAACAUCAAAUACUGGUGCCUCCUUACACCAGAGGAAACAUGUCAACAAGGAGUGUCCACAUCCUAUGGACGAUGGAAUGAUGGGAGAACUACAAUAAAGGAUGACAGCACCAGUAAGACUGUGUCCAUCACCAUGACUGGCCUCAAGGCAGAGGACUCAGGCACGUAUCUCUGUGCUGUUAACAAAUAUAGGAAUGUACUAAAGAAGGUCUCACUGAAUGUUUUCACAGAGGUGCUCAGGUGGGAGCUGGACACUCUGUCAGUGCAGUGCCCGUUCAGGAAUGCCAUGGCCUGGUGCCGGAGUGAGCAGAGGGGCUGCACAGUCCUGGCAGAGAUACAAAUACCUUCAAAACGGAGUGCAGCGGAAUCCCUGCAAGGCAGAGCAUCGAUCACGUACUAUACUCAAGGGGCUCUCACUGUCACCAUGCGGAAGCUGCAGACCCGGGACUCUGGUGUGUACUGGUGUGCCGAGGACCCUGGGCUCACCCGCAUAAAGGAGGUCGUGCUCUCUGUGUUCAAGAGGACCCAGCAGCACUCAGCCGAGGAGUCAGGCAGCGUCUCUGUCCAGUGUCACUACAAGAUCUCAGACUACGGCGCCGUCAGCAAGGCCUGGUGCAAAGAGGAGGGGGAAAAGUGUAACGUGCUGGUCAGCACCAGCCCAGAGCCCCCAGCGGGGCACAGCACGGCUCGGGAAGGUGUCAGGAUCCACGAUGACGCCCAGCAGGGCAUUGUCACCGUCACCAUGGAGCAGCUGCAGGUGCAGGACUCGGGCGUGUACUGGUGCGCGCUCCAGGAGAGCUCCGGCCUGUCCCGCAUGGAGGAGGUCACGCUCAACGUUUCCAGGGCCUUGCCUCCGGGAGGUUUUCCAGACACUGAAGGCAACAGUGAGGAAAUUCUUUUGGGCGACAGCCCAGAACCCAGCUCCAACGGGAACACCUUCAUCGUCCUGUCCGUGGUGCUGCUCAUCCUCCUCCUCCUGGCCCUCAUCACCUGCGCAGCCCUGGCUGUCAGGCACUACAGGCUCCUGGGGAGGACAGGUAACAGAGAAGCAGAAGACACCAGUGACAGAGCAGAGGGUGCAGCACAGCCUGGCAGCACUGGGAGGAGGGAGAGUUCUCAGGCUGACAGCAAAGGGCCAGCAUACAUCAACCUGGAUGUGCAAUCCCACCCCAGCCCCGAGGAUCCUCUUUACUGCAACGUGGAGCCCAGCCAGGCUCCCAGGAACCCCCAGCACGUGGAAUACGCCGUCAUCGCCUUCAGCCAGUCCCCAAGGAGCGGCAGGGAAUGAAGGACAGCAUCCUAAACCAGCCAGAAAGGGGGAAAAAACUGGGAUACAGAGUGGGAAUAGGAGUAGGGGGUGUGUGGAUGGACAAGCGGAGUUUUGCUGCCGUGUGUGUGGUGGUGCCUGAGCAUUUUCAGCCUUCCUCUCCUGUUUCAGGGCCAAGCAGAGGUUUUGCCACACUUGUGGGAGAUUGCCUCGGGUCAGGCAGAGCUGGAAUUCCCAGGAUCUCUUGUACAUCUGCUUUUCCAGUUCCAGUAAAGUGCAGAGUCUUGGAGAGGCAGGUGUGGAGGCCUGGCCUGGUGAAGAGGAGCAGGCUGGACAUGGCUGGGUGGAGUAUUCCAGCUGUAUCCCGGUACAAACUCUGCCCAAUCCCAAAAACUCAACUGCUGCAGCCAAGCAAACUCAUUCCAGUGCUGCAGGGAUCGAGCUGGAACCUUGCUGUGGCUGGGUUUAUUUUUAAUGGAAUGGGUUGGGCAUGCCAGUGGUGGAUUUUAAGAAUAAGCAGAACCAACUGCACUUCCCUACCUCUGUUGGAAACGCUGCAAGUGACGCAUUUUAUUUAGCAGUCAUGUGGGGAGCAACAUGACAGGAGUUUAUGGGGCUCAGUUCCAUUUCUCCAGGAGCUCUGGCUCCUGAUUUCCCUGCCCCAAGCCCUGCUGGAGGGGAAAGAGGCCGGAACCAGCCCUCAUUCCCAGACCAGUCACAUCCAGCAGGCUUCUCUUGGCAGGGCUGCAGCAGGGAGGCUGAUGGAAAUUUUUUUGAGAUUUUCAGAGUUGAACCGACAGAAAGGAAAAGAAAAUGGUUCUGGAAAUGGUUCAUUCAGCCCAACAUUCCCCUAACAAUUUGCUCUUUGUGCAAUUGCACUGGGUCAGGCUGUGGAAGAGUAAUAGCAAAAACCAGUGGAGUGGAAGAGAGACAUUUUUGGGAAGAUUCCUGAAGAGCUUCCAGAUUAGUGUUCACUGGAACAAGAAGGAACAAAAACUGCUAUCAGUCACCUGACAGAGAAUUUCUGGUCACUGCGAGGGACCAUUUUCCUCACCACUAACUCCAGCAAAGGCACAUUUAGGAAUGGCCAGGCCUGCAGGUUUAGCACCACACCAGUUUAGAAACCAGGGUCUAUUUGUACUUUCAUGGAAGACCUCCAAGUAAAUAAAUCAGCUCAAAAACGAAAAACCAGCAGCCCACCCUCAUCAGUUUGCUGCUGUUCUGGGGGGUCCGUGGCUGCAUUCCUGAGCCCCUGCAGCGCUGUGGCAUUGGCUGGCUCAGAACUGGUGUCCCCAGCAGAGAUCCUGUGUCCUUUGUGCCAGGUACAGAACACGGGGGGUGCUGGGCUUGUUUAAAGCCACAGCUUCUUCCAGAGCAGAGCCCCUGCCCGGCUGUGUGUGCUUGGAUUUCAAACAAGGAUGCUCCAUGCACAGGCUCUUCUUUCUCCUGAAAACCCAGGGCAUGAUGUCCUUGUCCUCCUUCACCCUCAGGGUGCUGCAGAGCUACCACGAGAGCCUCCCUUUCAGCUUUCCAGAAAUUCCUCCCAUGCACAGCUCCUGUAAAUAAUUGACCAUGAUUUAUCACCAUU